This is a messenger RNA of Eupeodes corollae, 3289 nucleotides long. RefSeq names its product zinc finger protein 271-like. The record is from RefSeq and is a predicted model, not a curated record. Bases 138 to 3179 code for a protein of 1013 amino acids. The transcript is spliced from 5 exons. Gene Ontology annotation, cellular component: nucleus. Gene Ontology annotation, biological process: regulation of transcription by RNA polymerase II. Lineage: Eukaryota; Metazoa; Arthropoda; Insecta; Diptera; Syrphidae. Gene Ontology annotation, molecular function: RNA polymerase II transcription regulatory region sequence-specific DNA binding; DNA-binding transcription factor activity, RNA polymerase II-specific; zinc ion binding.
UUGUUAUUUACAUUUUUUUGUUUUUAGAACUUUUAAAAUCUACAAACUUAAAAAUCUAUAAGAAAAACUUUAAAAUCAUGAUUAAAAACAAUUUAAAUCCAUUCCAAUAAGAUUCCAGAUCAAUAUCCGACAAAACCAUGUCUGUCAAAUUGGACGAUUCCGUUUGCCGGGUGUGUUUAAGUUCCUCCGGGAGCAUAACAAUUUUUGAUGAUUGUGGCAAAGAUGAUCAAUUUCGUUAUUGUACAUCACUUGAGGCCUCCAAAGAAGAUGGUCUCCCCUCAAAACUCUGCAAGAAGUGCAACGAUCACCUGAAAGUCGCCUACGACUUUCGUUUCCAAGCCAUUUAUGCCGAAAAAUAUUUUAGAAAGACCAUUUUUCUGCCAUCGUUUAAGAAAGAAGACGAAACUUCUCAUAGCAAUGUCGGCGAGGACGAUAGGAAUACAAACAAUCAUUGUAUUGAUGAACUGGACGAGAAUAUGGCCGAGAUUGAUAUGUUGCUCGCCAUCCACACGGAACGCGUUGAAGAUGCCAAUGACGAGGAAAAUAAUGACAACGACGACCAUGGCUGCAAUGGCGGGGACAACAACAAUGAGAUGAUGGACACCAGCGAGUUCUUUGAUCACGAAAGUGUAGACAUAGAUGAGAAACAAGUUGAAAUCAUUGGGAUGGAAACAUUCGAAAAGGAAAAACGCGAACAAAAAGAGCAGAAGGUUAAGUUGGAAAUCGCCAAUGUUCCACCUCCUUUGGUGUCCGUUCCUGAGCGUAACACAAGGUACGAGAUGACAUCAGCGGUUGGGCUAUCAAGUAUACCUUUGGAGUCGCCUCAUAACAGCAACCAGAGCAGCAGUCUGCCUCAAACUCAUGUUGACAUCGAUGAAAUUCAGCAAUUCCCAGAUUCAGAUAGUUUCGGUGAGUCUAUUCAAAAUAUAACCUUGGAAAACACCAAUGACAGAUCUGAGCAUCUUGAAAUCCAUCCUGUCUUGAAGAACGAUCCAUCUGGAUAUGAGUUUAGUGUUCCCACAACCAUGACAGUCGGCUACGAUUCGUUUUCGACGUCAUCCCAGAUUCAGUUUCAACAAAUGCCUCCUCUCCAGAUAGAUUACGAGCAACAGCCAUUACAAGAACCUGUCCAAACGAACUCGGAGAGUUAUGAUUUCCCAUCCUAUCAAGAAUCAUUUUCAACUUAUGGCACACAAACUACCGAAAUAGUUCCUCAUCCACAGCAACCACAAGAAAACAUUCAACAGUUCCAGCAGCAGCAGCAAAAACAAAUCCCAGAAAAAUUACCCAAUAACAACAAUUUCAAGUCUGAGCAUUCAACGGAAAGGACAAUUCUGGCGAAGGCAAAAAAAGCAAAAAAUACAACGUCAAGUUGCAAGGAACGCAUAGAAUGUAAUAUUUGCGGAAGUGUCUUCACUCAUUUAAAUUCCCUGAAAACCCAUCUGCUAAAGCACUCGGGGGAGAAACCCUUCAAGUGUGAAUUCUGCGAUAAGGCUUUUGCCCGCAAAACUGUCCUCAAUAUUCACCGGCGUCUGCACACCGGGGAGAAGCCCUACAAGUGUUCUCUGUGCCCAAGUGCCUUUGUUACCAAGGAAGCUUUGGCGAGACAUUUACAAAAGGACCACGUAGAAGAAGUUGGUGCGAAUUUCAGGCGUGAUAAAGUCUCAUACAUUUGUUCCAUAUGCAACAAGUCUCGUUGCUCCAAAUACUCCCUCGCCUCUCACAUGAAGACGCACUUGAAUGAGACAAAGGUGCGGCGAAAGAUAGUUCGCAAGAGAAAGGAAAAAAAGCGUGACGAAGUCACAUCCCCUGCUGACUUGCCUCUGAAAUACUCCUGCAAAAUCUGCCACAAAGGCUUCACCAACAAAUGGGAACUCUGCACCCAUGCCGAGUCGCACAACAUGCAUAAGACAUUCGAAUGUGAUGUUUGCCAGAGGACGUUCGAUAAGAAAUUCCAUCUGCUCUAUCAUCUGCAAACCCACGAAGGUGGUGAGGAAUUGGUGAAGGCUAAGGUCAAACCGAGUGUCGAACAAAUGAGUGUCCCCGAUAAACCGAAAGAGGAGGAGGCAGAUGAUCAAAUUCAAAAACCGAAUCAAAAACUUCGAGUGUUAAAGCGACGACGGAGAAAAAAGGCGACAAAACUUGACUACGAGGAAGAAGAGCAGGACGAGGACGAUGAGAUGAAUCAUGAUGAAAGUGAGGAUGAUGAUCAGGGGAGAAAAAAGUCAAGCAAAACUAAAUCUACCCGAUCGCAACGUGAAAAUCUGAAGGUAUUGCGAACGAGCAGUAAAAUUGAGUGUCUCAUUUGCCAGGCUGUCUUCACACAUCCGACAUCCCUGAAAAUUCACAUGCUCGUCCAUUCGGGCGAACGCCCCUACAAAUGUGACCACUGUGAUAAAUCAUUUACCAGGAAGACCGUCCUCAAUAUCCAUCGACGUUUGCACACCGGCGAGAAGCCCUACAAGUGUCCGCUCUGUGAUAGUGCUCACGUCACAAAAGAUGCUUUGAUGCGCCACAUGUCGAAGGAUCACGAUGAGGAUCGUGAAGCUGAUCGGAUUAAAUUCACCUGCGGUGUCUGCCACAAACCCAUGGGCACCAAAUACUCCCUGCAAACGCACAUGAAGCUCCACGAACAACGCCAGACGGAGAAUACAGCUGAGCUGAAUUUCUCUUGCAACAUGUGCACCGAGUCGUUCGAUACGAAGGCCGAUUAUGCGAAGCAUAUGCAGGUCCACGACUCGCACAGAAACUUCCAAUGUGACAUUUGUCAGGUGACGUUCGAGAAGAAAUUCAAACUUCUCUUUCACUUGCAAACCCACAAGAUCGAGGAUCUGCCGUGUAAGAAAUGUGGAGAGACUUUUACCAUAAGAGAAAACCUCAUACAACAUGUGAAAACAGAACACAUCGAUCCUCAGAACAUGGACUUCCAAUGCCCCACCUGCAACAUGGGUCAAUAUGAUACUCGGGAUCUAAAGUUACACAUGUUAAAUUGCCACGACGUGGUGAUGGGUGAAUUGAAUUCGUGCGAUAUGUGCGGAGAGAGUCAUUCCACCGCCGCGGAGUACUACAAACAUAUGCACGACAAACAUGAUUCAAUCAGCAAGACGUGCAAUGAGUGCAAGAAGUACUUUGACUCACGAAAAGCAUUCGAUAAGCACAUUCUUACGCAUUAUAUGUAAGAGCUCUGGCAGAGCUUCUGAUCUGAUAACUGAAAGCCUCAUUCAUUAACAAAAAAGCAUAGAAUUUUGUAUAUAUACUUAUUUUCAUAAAUAAAUAGAAUCACAUAUUA